AUGGCAACAUAUGAUGAGGUAGGAAACCCGAGGGAGCACGUCCUUAGUUACAAGACUUUUAUGGAGUUGCAGAUCCUAUCGGAUGCUUUGUUGUGCAAGGUAUUCCCAACAAUGCUUAUAGGCCCAGCAAGAGUUUGGUUUAAUAGCCUAGAGGCUGGAAGCAUCAAAAGUUUCAGUGACCUUGCCAACAUCUUCAUCAGCCGGUUUAUAGUAGGAGUACCGGCUGAUAGAAAAACCAGUUAUCUGGAAAUGGUCAGGCAGAGGAGGGGUGAGUCCCUGAGAGAGUACGUAGCCCGUUUCAACACGGAGGCCCUACAGAUACCCGAACUCGAUGAAGGGAGAGCGGUAGAAGCCAUGCAGAAGGGGACCACAUCCCCCGAGUUCUUUGGCUCCCUAUGUAGGAAGCCGCCCACUUCCCUGGCAGAACUAAUGAAGAGAGCAGAAAAGUAUAUAAGGCAGGACGAUGCCUUAACAACUAGUAGGUUCGCUGGGGAGACAACGGACAGGAGAAAAGCGCAGGAAGAAAGGAGGUUGGACAGACACGAAAGGAGGAUAGACAAGCAUGAGAGGAGAUCGAAUAGGGGGCCCGAGGCAUACAGACAGCCCUGGAAUAGGAGAGAGCAAAGACCGCCACUACCUCGGGUCCCAGAAGUAAUCACACCCCUCAACACCUCCAGGACUGAGGUGCUCGUAGCAGUCCAGGAUAAAGAAUUUCUUCAGUGGCCCAAGCCCAUGAAAGUAGAAGCAAACCGGAGAAAUCCUGACAAAUAUUGUCAGUACCACCGCACUCACGGCCACGAUACUAAUGACUGCUACCAACUGAUUAAUGAAAUUGAAAGACUGAUAAAGAGGGGACACCUUCGAAACUUUAUGAAGAAACCUGAAGGAGAAAGACCCUAA
Messenger RNA from Manihot esculenta (cassava), 900 nucleotides. RefSeq lists its product as uncharacterized. The record is from RefSeq and is a predicted model, not a curated record. The coding region runs from base 1 to 900 and encodes 299 amino acids. The transcript has a single exon. Lineage: Eukaryota; Viridiplantae; Streptophyta; Magnoliopsida; Malpighiales; Euphorbiaceae.